Carcharodon carcharias (great white shark) is the source of this 5228-nucleotide messenger RNA. RefSeq names its product myc target 1a (gene myct1a). The coding region runs from base 199 to 789 and encodes 196 amino acids. The transcript is spliced from 2 exons. Gene Ontology annotation, cellular component: nucleoplasm. The record is from RefSeq and is a predicted model, not a curated record. Lineage: Eukaryota; Metazoa; Chordata; Chondrichthyes; Lamniformes; Lamnidae.
ACUAAUUUGAGUACAAAAAGAGGAAGGCCAACCACAGCAGUGUUUCCAUCCUAACAAGCCAAACCCAAUUUUUUUUUGAGGAAAAGGAAGAUUUCUUUUUCCUCGCUGAGAGGUAACUUCACACCAUCGCCUCUUUCCUUUAACUUGGUGAGCUGAAAGCUCGGGGUCUCCAGUCACACACACUUUGCUGAAUCAAUCAUGGAUAGUAACAGGACUGCAGAGCAUUCACUGACCGACACGUUACCUGAAAACUUCCUUGGGGGCAUCAUCCUGUCCUUCUCCUUGUCCGUCGGGAUUGGCAUUGUGAUUGGUGCAUUCAUCUGGAUCCUCUUCACCUGCUUGGCCCGCAGGAAGCAGGCUAGCGCUGCCAUCUCACCAGCCAGCAGCCACCGCAACCGGUCCUCGUCACACAACAUCAUGCUCACCAGGACCGGUUUCUACCGCAGCAACAGCUAUGAUAGGCAUGGUGACAGCAACCUCGCCUUGGCCAGCACACUGGCCUUCCAACGGCAGGCCUCCCAGGACCAAGCUGACACCUAUGGGAGGAAAUCCACUUUCAGAGCCUCCACCUUCCACCCUUUUGCAGAAGUACCCUUGGCCGAUGGGAUGGAUGGAAUGCAAUCCUCUUCCGGCUUGCUUGGCACUGACACCUCGUCCACACUCAACUGCAGCCUGGGCUACCAGGAGCAGCACUGGUCAGAGAACCGGCACUAUGAUUGUCACUCGUCUCAGACCCCGCCUCCUGCUUAUGAGUUUGUGGUGGAACCCAGCAAAGAGACUCUCGCAUGAUGUCCUGUUGACCCAAUUGCUUAGGAGCAACUCCAGCCUCAAUGGAUUCACAGUGCUUGUAAUUUAAUACCUUAAUAGUAAUUUAAUACUUAUAUUUUGGGUGGAAACUUACUGACUGUAAAAAAACACACAACACAUGGUAGAGGUGUUCAAACUUAUGAAGUAUCUGAACAGAGUAGAUAGAGAGAAAUUGUUCCCAUUGGCUAAAGGGCCAAGAAUCAAGAUUUAAGGCGAUUGGCAAAAGAUGCAACGGCCACAUGAGGAAAUGAAGAUAGUGGUUAGGAUCUGGAAUGCACUGCCUGAAAGGGUGGUUGAGGCUUUCAAAAUCAUGGCUUUUAGAAAGGAAUUGGAUAAGUACUUGAAGAGAAAAUAUUUAAGAGCUAUGAGGAAUGGGUGAAGGAGUGGGACUAGCUGAGUUGCUCUAACAAAGAGCUGUCAUCAACUCAAUGGGCUGAAAGGCUUCCUUCUAUGUUGCAAACAGUCUAUGAAUCUAUGACAAGUCUCUUAAACCAGGUGAUUCUAAUAUUUGCAGUUACAGGAAACACUUGCAGUACCUUUCACCACCUCAGUAUGUCCCAAAGCACUUCAGCAGCCAAUUUGCACAAAGCAAACUCCCACAAAUAGGAUAAUGAACAAAUAAUCUGGUUUAGUGAUGACCGGGGAGAUUUCUCUAAUCUUUCUUACACACAGCCCCUAUAUUGCACUGUGCGGUCCAUUUCCGAUUGCUAUGAGGAUGUGCACCCAGGCAGCUUAGAAUAAACAUUACUCAGCAGUGCACUGGACGUCAUCAUCAAUUCUGAACAUCCGAAAGAAAUCUAUUGAAUCUAUGGAUGAUGCAAGAUUAAACAUACUUGCAACCUGGUUUUAAUCCAGCUCAAAUUUACUUAAGGAAAGUCUCCCUCUGCUGGUAGUUAGAUUCAAACUGAGACAAGCCUCAAUGCCAUUCCCAAUAGAUGUGUGCUUCCAGCCUACACUGCUUAUACUUGAGCUCUAUGACUGGUGUGGGAAAUGAACGUGUUUGACUGCCACAGUAAAGGGAAUUCUCCUAAACUCUGGAGUUAAGGCAAGUUGUUGGGUAGCAUAUAGCAGGCUUACUCUGCAUCUAAUGCAUAAUUAAAUGGUGGACUCUGUGGACUGGGAUUAAUUUGGAUGGCUCGACCAAAGAGCUAACAUAGGCACAAUGGACCGAAAAGCUUCCUUCUGGGAUGUCAUCACUAUAUAAUCCACCUGACCUGGCAGCAUUCAAUAAAAGGAGCAUUUAAUUAGCACCUAAUCGGUGAUCCGCCUACCCUGACUGUGUUCAGCAGCGCAGUGUAGGGGAGGUUUUACUCUGCAUAUAAUCCAUGUUGUAACCCAUGUUGUAAGGGUUACAACAUGGAUUAUAUUGAUGAUAUGAAUAACAAACAGGAUAUUGGAGGUAGAGUUUCACUCUGUAUCCAAUCCAUGCUGACUGUGGAUGGGUAAUGUUCAUUGCUGUUAUUUGUGAAAAAAACUCCUGCUGCAAGCAUGAACUCUCAAAACCCACCCAAAGUCUGGAGAUAAUAAUAGAAUAUUAGAUUUCUGUCAAACGAUUGAUAAUAACUGGCAAGUUUAAAAGCUCAUGAUGUAUGUUCCUCACCCUCAGGAAAAAGGAUGUAGCAUUUGUGCUCAUUAAAUGCCAUUGAGGUAACCAUUUAAAGUCUGAGAAUCUGUGUCCCUGUCCAUUGGAUUGGGAUCUUGCUGAUUAAUCUAAAACUGCUAAAUUAAAUGGAGGGGUGACAGUGGAUUGGAGAACACACACAAGAUGAGUGAUGCAAAAAUCAUCACACUAUACAAAAUCAAAGGUGAUAGUGGAGACUGCAACAACUACAGAGGCAUCUCACUCCUUCGAGUCACAAGCAAGCCUUUGCUAGGUUCAUACUUAAAAGACUCCAACUACUUGCAGACUGAUGGUACCCAGGAGUACAGUGUGGUUUCCAUUUCUAAGGAUCUAAUGCGAUGUGAUCUUCUUCAUAUGCCAGCUACAAGAGAAGUGUAGGGAACAGGACAUAGCUCUACUUUACCUUCAUAGAUCUCACUAAGACAUUCAGCGUCAGCAGCAGAGCAGGACUCUACAAGAUUUUGGGGAAAAUUGGCUGUCCACCAAAGUCCCUUAGUGUCUUCCUCUCCUUCCAUGGCAACAUUCACUGAACUGUACAGCUUCCGACAGUUUCAGAGUGAAGAAUGAUGUGAAACAGGGCUGUGUCCUAACUCCCACUCUGUUUGGCAUCAUCUUCCACAUGCUCCUGACCUUUGCCUUCCCUGCACACAAGGUCAGAGUGUAAGCUCCACAAUCUAUCAAGACUGAAAGUAAAGACAAAAAACACAUAGCAUCCUGAUCAGAGAACUCCUCUACACUGAUGAUGCUGUGUUAGUCGACCACACAGAAACUCAGCUACUGUCUAUCUGCUGCCUGUAACUUGUUCUCUCUGGCUAGAAGUGUCAAGAAGACUGUGGCAUGGGCAAAGGUACUGAAUUUUCCCCUCGGUCACACUAAAUAACACACCAUUAGAAGUAUUUCGCAGAUUUGGCUACCUCGGGUGCACAAUGAAAGACAAUCUGUCCCUUGAUGCAGAGCUUGAUUCAUGCAUAAGGAAAGCAGCUACCACCUUUGGCCAACUCACAUAAAGCACGUGGAAUAACUUCAAGCUGACCCUUAGGACCGAGCUGGUGGUUUCUAAGGCCUGUGUUCUCAGCACUUUGCUGUCAAGCUGUGAAACAUGGACAACUUACUAUUGAGAAAAGAAGCUCAACAAUUUUCAUCUUUGCUGAUGGCAGUGCAUUAUGGGUAUAUCCUGGCAGGAUGAAAUCACAAAGGCAGUGGUCCUCUUAGGGACAGGGUGCUCACGUUUGCUGACAUAAUCAAACAGAGGCAGCUUCAUAGGCUCAAGCAUAUCACAGGAUGGAAGACAGUCGUGUACCCAAGGACUUUAAUGGUGAGGUAGCUGGAGCCACCAUUAUGGACCAGUUGGGUGCCCAAAGCUUCACUUCAAGAAUGCCUGCAAGUGAGACAUGAAGGCCCCGGACAUCAACUGUUGCAGCUGGAAGUCAUUAGCUGGCGACAGGGUAAAAUGGCAACACCUCCUGUGGGCUUGCGUGCCCCACCAUGAUGACUAAUGGCCACAGCGGCUUGCUAACAGAACUCAACACCAAAAACACAACCCACAAUGACUUUCAGUAACUUCAUGUGUGGCACUUGAGACAGAACCUGCCUCACAAGGAUUAGCUUCUUCAGCCACCAGCUAAGGUGCGUCAUAUGAAGACAUCCCAACUGAAAUGGAUUGUUUGCUGCGUGUCCACCAUCUUUGGUGGGUGGAAGGAUGCCAGAAUGGACAGCAGAUUAUUAGUUCUAUUAAUGACAUCCUCUAAAUCAAUAAUUUAGCCUCAGACAAUCAGUAAAUUGUUUAACAUCUCACCCCAUAAAGGGACCCUGCCAUCAUGAAAAACAAAGAAACUUACAUUUCUGUUUCCACCACCUCAGAUCUUCCCAAAGCACCUAUUCAGUCAAUUAAUGACUUUUGAAUUAAUGACUAUUUAAUUUGCAAAAUUAUUUACAUCCACUCAAGAUAAUGGAUGGAGCCUUGGUUUAAUAUCUCAUCCAAAAGACAGCAUUUCCGACAGUGCAGCACUCCUUCAGUAAUGCACUGAAACUGAUUACAGAGAAGUCAUUAAGAUAUAUGAUCUCCCUGGUUCAUUUUCCUUCAUGAACAGAAGAUAGUCCCAUUUCAUAUAGGAGGUCCUGAAGAUAGGUUUCACCACAAGUUUUGUGCUUUCCAGAAACAAUUCACUGCAGCUAUGCAAAAAUUGGUUUUUGAGGUUGUUGAGGACAUCUUGGAAUUGUGACUUGCUUGUGAACAAAGACAAACAUUUGUGUAAAUACCUUUCAAUUAAUCUUAACUCAGAAAUUACUGUGUGGAGGAUCUCCAAUUGUAUCAAAUUCUUGUCCAUUAUUUUCAAACAAGCAUUAGCCUGUUUAUUUUAAUCAGUUUAAAUAAACUAUCAACUUUGGUAAAAUAGCAGAUAAAGGGAAAUCAAUACAAAAUGCAUUCAGUAUUUGUGUAAUAAUAUUGUGCACAAUAAUACCAAACAGGUGAAAAUAUAUUCCACCUUGUUGUCACUGAGUCCUUACAACUGUAUAAGGGGAGAUAAUUGCAUACCUUUUGCUGUCCCUUAUUACAUUGCUUUUAAUGCCCCAGGAAGGACUGCAUGGUGUCAUCAGGGGAAUAGUGUUAUCACUGUAAUAUUAACCAUAAGCUACAAAAUACAAGCAUUUAAUACAUCUUUGCUUGAAAAUAGUUCUGCUUGAACACAUUUUAGUUCAGUGGAGUUGAAGUUUGCAGCAUUUUCUUUUUGUCCACCAGUAUUUUAAGCAAUGCUUCUUUAUGUUGCAUUUGUUCUAAUCAUUAAAAAGGUAGAAAACA